This is a messenger RNA of Mus musculus (house mouse), 6666 nucleotides long. It is a transcript of the gene Fam168a, whose product is annotated as family with sequence similarity 168, member A. The coding region runs from base 318 to 1025 and encodes 235 amino acids. NCBI's taxonomy places the organism in Eukaryota, Metazoa, Chordata, Mammalia, Rodentia, Muridae. The transcript has 9 exons. The record is from RefSeq and is marked validated. Gene Ontology annotation, biological process: positive regulation of base-excision repair.
UCCCUCCGCCUCCUCCUCUCUUGCCUGCAGCCGAGCGUCCCCUUCCCCCACUGUCGGGUUUCUCCGCGGCUACUGCAGAGGAUUCAGAUCUGAGUAGCUGAGGAGAAGGAGGAGGAGGCUCCCGUCCCUGCGCGCCAUCCACCACCCUACUGGACACGGACGAGGGAACGAGAGCGUCGCCGCUGUAGCCUCCAGAGAAGACAAGGGCAUCGCCGCUUCAGUUGCGGCCGCCGCGGUUUUCGUCUGCAGCAGCUCGCCGGGCUGGCUUCCUGGCUCACUAGACUGACUUCCUUGAUUUUGAUCCUCAGUCUUCCACAAUGAACCCUGUUUAUAGCCCCGUGCAACCUGGGGCUCCUUAUGGCAACCCUAAGAACAUGGCCUACACUGGUUACCCCACAGCAUACCCGGCAGCUGCUCCUGCCUACAACCCCAGCCUGUACCCGACCAACAGCCCUAGUUAUGCUCCAGCCACUCUGCUGAUGAAACAAGCCUGGCCACAGAACUCGUCUUCCUGUGGCACUGAAGGCACCUUCCACCUCCCAGUGGACACCGGGACCGAGAACCGAACUUACCAGGCAUCCUCUGCGGCUUUCAGAUAUACCGCAGGGACACCAUACAAGGUCCCACCGACCCAGAGUAAUACUGCUCCACCCCCCUACUCCCCAUCACCCAAUCCCUAUCAGACGGCCAUGUAUCCAAUCAGAAGUGCCUAUCCCCAGCAGAAUCUGUAUGCCCAGGGAGCCUACUACACACAACCUGUGUAUGCUGCCCAGCCCCAUGUCAUCCACCACACCACGGUUGUCCAGCCCAACAGCAUUCCCUCUGCCAUCUACCCAGCUCCUGUUGCUGCCCCCAGGACCAAUGGUGUGGCCAUGGGCAUGGUGGCAGGCACCACCAUGGCAAUGUCAGCAGGUACCCUGCUGACCACACCCCAGCACACUGCAAUUGGGGCACACCCUGUCUCCAUGCCCACAUACAGGGCCCAAGGAACCCCUGCGUACAGCUACGUGCCCCCGCACUGGUAAAGCCUGCAGCCCAUCCAAAUCUGGAGUCACAUUGUAUGCAACUACUCGAGUCUUACCGGUGCUGAGCAGUCUCCUAGCAGCACCACCUCUAUUGCAAGAAGAGACAACGGAAGUGCAAGGGUCACUUUAUGCAUCUUUAAUGGUUUUGAUUUUUAUUUUUGGUUUUUGUAAAAGCUGCUUUUUCUAAUCUCCUAGGAGCCUCCCCUCGUGCCUCCCUCUUAGCCACACCCUUCUGCUCUAGCCCUUCUUCCUACCUAGCCAGGCCCAGUCCUCUCUGCUUCUUCCCUUCCCUCAGCAUCCUGUCCCUGGGACCCCGGUCUAGUAGCAAGCAGAGAGUGAGGUUUAUUGUGAUGGUUCAUCUAAAGGCUAGAUUCGUUUGGAGAGCAGAACAAAUGUGGCCCUCCGUGUGGAGUAGGGACUUGAAGCUGUCGAGAAGGCCACAUCUCUGUCAGAUUGUCAUUUUCUGAAGCAAGAUUAGUUCAAAAAGAAAGAAAUAUCUAAGAACCAUCACAACAGACCAAGAACAAACCCACCUGGUUAUGUAGGAAUGUUAGCAGCUUCAUGUCCCCAGGCUCAGAACCUGGGAAAGCAGAGAGUUUGGGGAAGGGUGGAGGGAGGGAAGACACUGGGGAGGGAGGUAGUGUGAAGAAGGGCAGGAGGGUGCUUAGCUCUGGUUUGAAAGGUCUCCGGCCCCACUGCUGGGCCUGGACCUUCUGAUUUGCACAGUGAUGUUAACUGACCUGGCACUUCCUUCAGAGAUGCUUUGACCUCAGACCUGCCAAACAGCUGCAUGUGCUGGGAUACCAGCAUCCAGAGGCUUCGCAUAAUCCCACACCCAGCCUGAGCCUCGAGGACCUCUCCUGAGGCGCUUCCUCCUGAUGAGAGUAGGAACUGGUGGCAUUUCUCUCCCUUGCCCUUCUGCCCUUCCCCGUGCCGGACGCACACGUCUGUCUGUGGGGCUGGCAGGCAGGCCAAGCUCUUGGUUACCUUGUGCCAUGUCACGGCCAAAGUGAAGGAACCACAUUCCAGGUGGGAGCUGGCGGUUCUGAAGGUCAGGAUAGUGAAGGAAAACAAUAGCAAUAAUCAUUUCAUACUCAUGGAACUGAAGGAACCUUAGCAUCCAUCAUCUCACCCAGUCCCCUAUCUGACAGAUGAGGAAACUGAGGCCCAGAGAAGCAGAAAGGACUUCUCUGAACCUCACUGUAAAUUAGCAUUAAAUGCAGCCGUCCUACUACUGGCAUUUUACCUACAAAAAUUUUGCUAGGGAUGGAUUGGCUUGACUUUGUAAGAAUUAAGUCAGCAGUGCCACAUCUGGUGAGCUCUGUAAUGACCUCUGGGCUUGUUUCUGCUGUUCCCCCACGGACUCCAAAGGUGGGGGCUAAGAGAGGCCACAUAGAGCAGGCGGCAGAAAUAGAAAUUACACUUGGAAAACCUAUGAAGACAUCUGGAAUGUUCAUCUUGAACCUGACUCCACUCCAGGAAAAGGAGUAGGUGGGCUGACUGGAAGGAGAGCCUGUGCACUUAGGACAGUAGCUCUUUAUCCCAAGAAGAGAGGAAGAGUGGGAGCCACCCAGAGAGGUGCACAUGAAUGAGGCCAAGCAGAUACAGUCACAUCUGGGAGAAGAGGGACCCCGACCAGCCACCCUCCUGUGCACAGCUAGCAAAGCCGACAUCUUCCCUGGGUGGAACAGGAAUACCUUACUGUGUAAAAUUGGAUCACUGGUAAUAUUUCAGACUUGAAUUAUUUUCAUUUUAAAUUCAUUUUAAACUUGGACAUCACCUUCCUAUUUCCCAAGUCCCCCUAAAGGAAAAAAAAAGGAAACCACUGAGCUGGAAUGACCUCAGAAACAGUCUGACUGUCCCCAGGGGGUCAGAGUUCUUCAGCGUCUGUGGCAAAGAGCCAGAAGUUAAGGCUGCUACCUUCCUGGUCUCCCAGGAACUUCAGGACCAGGAAAACUCAGCUGUUCUGGGGUGCUGACAAGGUUUCAUUUUAAAACAAAGUUUUCCAGUGUUAAUCUGAUCUUAUAACACCUCUCCCUGUCCUCUGUGGUUUUGUAGAGGUGGAUGAAGGUUGCUAGAGAUCAUGUCUAACAUGUUAAAAAAUGCCAAACUGAUAAAGGUGGUGGUAAUUGUAGGUUACAUUUGUUAGGUGCUUCAUUAGUUUCAAAGCACUUCAUGACCUUUAAUAUACUGACCCUGAGAGCAAGCAACAGGGUCGGUUAUUCCACUCACUUGACAAGUGAUGCGAUAGAUUCUAAGGAGAAAUGAAAUGGCCCAAAGUGAGCUCACUGCUGGGAUCCUGGCAGGCUACCUAGACCCCACGGUCUCCAGGUGACCUGGUGGCAGAGGAAAACACAGACCCAGGAGUGGCCUUUUCAUGUUUGUUCUUUCUACACCAGUAAAUAAAAGCUGUUUGCACCCCUCACUGUUCAUGUGGGUUAGCCCUGACAGAUGAAGGCAUGGAGCCUGCUAUUUAAUUCAUAGAGGUUCCAAGGCUCCGAAAAGUACAGGGACUUUCUGGUAAGGAACCCCCUGCUGGCGCUGUUCUCUCCAGGCCUGAUCCAAACAUAGGCUCAUGUUCUGAAGCAUCUGUGCUCUGCACCUCAUCUGGGAUUCAAGAGCAGAAAAGUCCCAAGGUGAAAACCAAGUAUUGGCAUGCUGUAGUCUAGAAGAACCAGACCCAUUAACUCUUUUUAGUAAGAGCACAAAAGCUGGCCUCACCCUUUUGUUUGAUAGAGAUCCACAAGUCUAGCCAAGCUUAGGGAGUCAUAGUGAAGGGACUGAGCCCUAGGGCACAGGGGGUUAUGUGACCACAGCUGGCAAGGUGACACGUAGCUGGCAGGAAUACUCUAGGUAUCAUCUAAACAGUCUGGAGGCUCAGUGGUCAAGACAGAGGAGGCCAGAGCUGGAAGGGUCCCCUCACCAUAGGAUGAGGGGUGUGCACAUGACCAUGAGCUGCCACACUGGCAUCACCAUACACAGACACCUUGUCCACACCUUUUCCCCUCCCCAGUGCAGUGCUGAAGGAGAGGUGCCUGAAGGAGAGGUGCCUCUGUUCACCAGCCUCCCUUAUCACCAUUUGUUCACCUUUAUCCACCCUGGGCCAGGAAGUCUGGAAACUGGACUACUCACAGUUAGUGAAAGCCUGAGAGUCUCUUGUCAUGCUUAAAACAAAACAAAACAAAAAACAAACAAAAGCCCUAUUUUUCUUCCUAUAAGAUAAACCACGUUUUCCUUCUCGUUAUCCCAGGAAUGCCCUAAAGUGCACCCCCUUCCCUGAAUAUUCAUCAGGGACACACAUCUAUCUGUCCAGACCUCUUUUUGUAAAGUACUUUGACUUUGAUUGCCAAAACCUCUAAAGAUAGGAGGCAGGGUAUGCAUCGUGAUGCUAUGAAGGGGUCACAGGCUUGCCAAAGGACACAUAGCUCAUGAGUGAAAGAGCCAAGAUUUAGACUCUUCUGAUCCUCUAUUCUUGUUGCUGCCUCCUACUGGAUCUCGAGUGUAAGCUUGCUUGAAGAAAGAAGGGGUUACUUGCUACCCCACACAGAAGCGUUUAUGAAGACUUGGGGAGCUCCGGUCCAUCAGCUGAGCAGAUUUUUAAGAAUUUCUGCUUUGGGCCAAGACCUAUAAUGGGCCCUGGAGACCCAGAGAUAGAUAGAUCCAGCUGGUAGUACAGAUAGGAAUUUGCCACAAAAGACCUAACUCAGGACACUGAAGGUGACAACUGCCUAGUACUGAAGAUAAUUGAGGACAGUAUCGUCCAUCUUUCAACAAAGAGUCUUGCUUCUGGAAAGCCUGCACAAUCUGUCCAUCUGGCUCCUGUCCAGAUCCAACAAAGUACGUUAACGGGGCAUGGUAUAAGCCUGAACUACUGAAAGCAUGUCUGGACUGGAGUACAAGGUUUAUUUGAGAACCAGAAACUAACUUGUGUCCCAUGUAUCCCAGUGCUUUCUGGCCAUCAGGGCAGUUCUACGUUUGAGACCUAGCAGUGUUUCUUUGGAAGGCUUGAUGCUCUGUUCUAAAUAGCUUUCAGAAAUGAGUCAUGGAGAGCAUACAAGUAGCACAAAUCCCUUGGUCACCAAGUUCUGGCAUCUGUAUUGUGCAGACAUGACACAUCAGAUAAGGCAUUGGCUGAACCAGGCUUAGUUCCCUGCAUAUCAGAUAUCUUGCCCCUGCUAUGGGCUCUGGUCUUCACAGCGUUCUGGCAGAAUCAGUCAUCAUCCCAUGUGUGACUCAUGUUCAGUGAGCUCUGCUUUUCCAUCUUGAGUUAACUACAUGACUGCUGAGUGUGUGGCCCCAAGUAUCUUGUCAAGCUAGGGAGACUAGAGAAGGAGGGCAGCCUGGGUUGGAGUGGACAAAGGAGAGCAAAGCAGCGGAAACAUCUUGGCUAGGUUUCCUGCUCAGACAACACCUGAGCCUCUAGACAGACUUCUGUGGACAUGCCGGGCUGGCAGCAAGGUUUGUCCUUUUCCUACCCCUGUUCGCUCUCCUAGGGGGAAAAAAAGAAAAAAAAAAAUUGUGAAAUUUGGCAUUAUGUGGUUCCAGGGCUCAGCUUUCAAAAUUCCCAGUAGGCCAGCUUCAACAUUCCAUGGCCAAACUCGCCUGACCUAGACUUGGGUCCCACUCUCAGUUUCUCCUGUGGGUAUUUCCUAAUUUAUAAACUGUUAAUGCCAGCCAGAAGGCCAGCUAAGAAUAUAGGAGUUGAAACUAGUGGCCACAGAGUCAAAGAGGGACACAGAAGACAAGCAGCACUUGCUUUCCUUACCGUGGCUGCUGCUUUCGGUAGCCCUUAGGUAGCCCUGCGGUGGCAGUGUGUCCCUUUAUCCUUUCCAGCCUGAGGGACAAUUUUCUUUCCCAAGAGAACAGAUUUAAAACAGCUUUACAGAUAGCAGCAGCCCACAGGAAUCUGCUUUGGGUUUGACCCUAGCAUCCUCUGUCCUAGACCCCAGCUCAGCCAUCCUCCUCAUGCAUGAAAGUCAGACUAAAUGAAGAAUAGGACUGGCCCAGAGACCUCAGGUCAGCCAGAUCAACUGGAUCUGUCUUGUGAACCAAGCUCCUUACAAGGUGAUGCAAGGCUAGGCCUCCUGCACCUUGGAGUUGUCUUUUAUCUUUGAAGGCCCAGGGCCUGUCCCCUUCCUGUCUUCAAGGCAUCUGCACCCCUCUUUCAUAGCACAUGACAGAGAAGCUUGUUCUCAUGGCAUGGACCAUCCCUGUGAAGAGAGCGUUGUGUAUGAUUUUUGUAUUUUUUAAUUCAUUUUAACCUACAGGUUGGAAUCUAAUUUUUAAAUUUUAUUGGAACUCACAUUUUAAAACAAAUAAAAAACAUUUAAAAAUAAUAAUAAUUAUAAUAAUAAACCUUUGACCAGUGUCUUCCAAGUAGUUUGAUCAAAUAAUUUAUAGAUGUUUUCAAAAUACAGCCUGGAGUGUAAAGAUUGGAAAGCCCUGUGGCCACGCUUGUGUGUAUGAAGUGUAAAUCUGGCUUUGUUGUUUUGGAUUCCUUUGGGUUUUGCUUUGUUUUGAAGAUCAGAUAGUGAUCACUCUGAAUGGUUGAAGCCAAGAGUUUGUAACUAUGAUAUUUACUGUAAGCUGUAGAACAUUCAACAACUAUUAAAAGAAAGUUUCCAAAAAAAAAAAAAAAAAA